AAGUCCAGGAGACAUCCCUGUGGAGUGAGAGAAGGGACUGUGAGAACAGCCUGGCUGAGCGGAGGACAGUUUCAGCACAGUCAGGUUUGUGUGUGUAGAACUGUAGCAGGCAGAGGAAGGCGUGACCUGCAUGGAGAAUGCCAGACAACUCCAGUCACACAUACACACACACACACACACAAAUCUGGGUUGAACAAAGAUAAGGCAGACAGCGGAGCGUUUGGGACAAGACAGCCUAUACCAAAAACACCCUCAUUCCAAGCAGAUCAGAAAACACCAACAGCAGCAAAAUGAAGUACCUUCUGGCCUGGUCCCUUUGUGCCUUCCUAUUUGGUAGUGCAGCUGCCAUUGAGUUGACGGACAUGUUUGGGGAGAUCCAGUCCCCUAACUUCCCAGAUUCCUACCCCAGUGACUCGGACGUGACUUGGAAUAUUUCGGUGCCGGAUGGAUUUAGAAUCAAACUCUACUUCAUGCAUUUUGACCUGGAAUCGUCCUACCUCUGUGAAUAUGACUACGUGAAGGUUGAGGCUGAAGACCAAGUCUUGGCAACUUUCUGUGGCAGGGAGACUACAGACACGGAGCAGGCCCCUGGGCAACAGGUGGUCUUGUCUCCGGGUCCUUACAUGGGCCUCACGUUCAGAUCUGACUUCUCCAAUGAGGAGCGCUUCACUGGCUUUGAUGCCCAUUACACAGCAGUGGAUGUGGACGAGUGCCUGGAAAAGAGCGACGAGGAGCUGGCCUGCGAUCACAACUGCCACAAUUACAUCGGGGGGUACUACUGCUCCUGCCGAUUUGGCUACAUCCUGCACUCCGACAACAGGACCUGCAAAGUGGAGUGCAGCAGCAACCUCUUCACCCAGAGGAGCGGGGUGAUCACCAGCGCUGAUUUCCCCAGCCCCUAUCCCAAGAGCUCCGACUGCCUGUACCGCAUCGAGCUGGAGGAAGGUUUCCUCAUCAGCCUGCAGUUCGAAGACAGCUUCGACAUCGAGGACCACCCGGAGGUGUCCUGCCCCUACGAUUACAUCAAGAUUAAAGCCGGUCGGAAGGAGUUCGGCCCUUUCUGUGGGGAAAAAUCUCCAGGACGUCUAGAAACCCAAAGCAACAGCGUCCAGAUCCUGUUCCACAGCGACAGCUCAGGAGAGAACCGAGGGUGGAAGUUAUCCUACACGGCAAUCGGGAACCCGUGCCCACUGGUGCAGCCGCCAAUCAACGGGAAAAUCGAGCCCUCGCAGGCCACAUACACGUUUAAGGACCAGGUGGUCGUCAGCUGCAACACCGGCUACAACGUGCUAAAGGAUAACAUGGAGAGCGACUCCUUCCAGAUCGAGUGUCUGAAGGAUGGAACAUGGAGCAACAAGAUCCCCAUCUGCAAAAUUGCUGACUGCAAAGCACCGGUGGAGCUGGAACACGGGUCCAUCACCUUCGCCACGAGGAACAAUCUCACCACGUACCGCUCAGGGAUCCGGUACUCCUGCCAGCAACCCUACUAUCAGAUAGCCCCAAAUAUCACUGGCACGUACACCUGUGAUGCUAAAGGGGUGUGGAAGAGCGAGGAGCUGGGGACCAAGCUGCCGUCUUGUCGACCAGUGUGUGGCCAGCCAGUUCAUCCUCUGCCUGGGAUAAUCAAGCGCAUCAUUGGAGGGCGGAACGCGGAGCCCGGCUUCUUCCCUUGGCAGGCCCUGAUCGUGGUGGAGGACACGUCCAGGGUCCCCAACGACAAGUGGUUCGGCAGCGGGGCCCUCCUCUCUGACUCCUGGGUGCUGACGGCGGCUCACGUCCUCCGCUCCCAGCGCCGGGACAACACCAUCAUCCCAGUGUCCAAGGAGCAUGUCACCGUCUACCUGGGCCUACAUGACGUGAGGAACAAGAAGGAUGCCGUCAACCGGACGGUGGAGGAGAUCAUCCUGCAUGGGGGAUUCGACAUCCAGAACUACAACCACGACAUCGCCCUGGUCAAGCUGAAGGAGAAGGUGACCAUGGAUGCCUACGUAAUGCCAGUCUGCCUGCCCCAGUUUGAGCACGAGCUGGAAGGGCCUCACCCCAACACCUUGGGCCUGGUAGCCGGCUGGGGCAUCUCCAACCCCAACAUCACCGUGGACGAGAUCAUCAGCUCAGGGAUGAGGACGCUGUCCGACAUCCUGCAGUACGUCAAGCUGCCGGUGGUGCUGCAUGCUGAAUGCAAGACCAGCUACGAGUCCCGCUCAGGCAACUACAGCGUGACCGAGAACAUGUUCUGUGCCGGCUAUUAUGAAGGGGGGAAGGACACCUGCCUGGGAGACAGCGGAGGAGCCUUCGUCAUUCAGGACCCCGGGACCCAGAGGUGGGUGGCCCAAGGCCUGGUCUCAUGGGGUGGGCCAGAAGAGUGUGGAAGCAAGCAAGUGUAUGGGGUGUACACCAAAGUGUCUAACUACGUGGACUGGGUAGAGGAGAAGAUGGGAUCCUCACAGAGGUGGACAUUCCUGGAUCCUGAACUGAAGAGAUGAGCUCGCCCCAGCCAGCAGGCACGACUCUGGUCUUCUGCAACCGGUAGCAGCAACUCUAAGUCCCCUCCAGCCUUAUUUCACGGGGUUUGCUUGGCAUCACCUUCCUUCAUGUGCUGUCGUAGGAAACGUCCGCUCGGCAGUUCAUGGGAAAUGAGCUGAUGGGCCUCAGACAGGUUCCUUAGCGGGACAGGCAUCCACCUCACCCAGAAGAUACCACCACAACUACCUGGCCCAUGUGCCGGCGUCUCCGCAGAGGGGCCAAAGAAUGGAUGGGGCUGUGGAGACUGACCUGCACCCUCACUCUUGCUGGGGGAUGGUUCCUUCAGGUCAGGGUUGACGUAUCCUCACGGGGGAAGCCGUGCCUGCCACUGCCUGACCCGCAUCUCGCACUGUGCAGAGAGGCCAUCAGUACCCAGGGCUGUCAAGCCAGCACAUUCCACCAGCUCUACACCCACUUCUGAAAUUCCUCCGGGGCGGGGAGAGGCAGGAAAACCCAGCUGUACCGACACAGGGCCCACAAAGCCCUUCACCCUGACUCUAGAGAAAGAGCUCACCUCCUUGGUAGCAAUAACAGGGGAGGGGAGGGGGUUCUUGCUGAUCAAUUUAUCCUGCUUUAUCUUCAAACCAAACUCCUGCUGGGAGCUCCCUUCAGCACCAGGCAGUCGGUGGUGUCCUAACAUCAGCCCAGAAUAAAGGCCAUGGUUCCACCAGGGCUUCUGGCUCGAACUGGCUGGGUCAAGGCACCAGAAUCAGGCCCUUAACUGACAUGCAUUUGGGGGCAGGGGGGGUCACUGGCCCGAAUUCAGAGUGAAACAAGAUAUCCCAGCUCUGUCCUCUGAGGCCAGGUCCUGAUUAUCGUUUACACUGGUGUAGAUCCAGAGUCACUCCACUGACUUCAACAACCCACUGGUUAGCAAGAAAGCCCCGGUGCACGCUUUCCCGGCUGUUCCCGCCUCUGUCUUCUCAGCUGGCUUUUCAGUGUGGACACACAGGAGCAAAGGUGUGAAAUCCAUCCCGCUCCCUUCCAUUGGUGUCCUAGGCUGGAGUCUGGGAGGAGGUUUCCUCGCUCCCUUUCCUAGUAUAGCAUCAGUAGUUCAGUGAUGAUAAGGAUACGCCCGUUCCACCUGUGCCAUGAGACGCCUAUAAGCACAGUACACGGAGGUGCACUGAGAGGCCUCUGUACUGUACUACACCCAGGCUUUUCCUUCUUCCCCCUACAAAGCGCAGACUGCCAAGCAACGGCCUGAGCUUAUCCCAGAUGGGGAGAGUCCGGGUGCAUUUCAUGGCACUUACUAUGCAUGACCCUUCCCCUGCUCUAGAGUUAAAUGGGCCACAUUGUCCCCGCUGAGCACGUCAUGCUGGGAGUUACAGCACGUGCGAUGGAGCUUAACACCAUCAGUGCCUGGUGAGAGGACGAACCCCUCUUGCUAGCAAACCCAGCUUGUUCCGAGAGCGAGAUGGGCAGAGGAUAAAGCAGAAUAAAGCCAGGCAAAGGAGUGGGGCUUGCAUCCACACACACACACACACACACACACACACACACACACACACACACACACACACACACACACACACACACACACUGCAGCUUGGCAGGCGUUUGCAAUCCUUUCCUUGCACUUCAUUUCCAGCAGGGUAUGCCCCAUGUGAGUUCUCCUUUGCGUUGGAGGGUUCCCACAGCCAAAUUGAGUCAAACCUCCCGUGGUUGCACAUUGAAGCCACAUAAAACUCCUGAGUUUGAAUGGUGUCAGCACGACUCCAUAAACUGACCCAGAUUUGGGCAGAAGUCAGCCCCAGGCUCACUGGAGACUCAUUUCUGGGUGUGGUGCAUGUCACAGCUACCGGGCAAAUGGCACUGCUGACCCCUCCUGGUCUCUCUGAGCGCCUCCCCCAUCCUGAACCUCUGGCCUCGAGUCGUCAGCCGGCAUAGGGUGGAAUCACACGAUUCUCCCUCUCUCAGACCGGGUCUGGGCUACACUCCCAUUACGUUCAGCUCCUGCAAUGGGCCGGGACGGUGGUACCCAGUGACCGGAUCCCUCCUUAAAGCAAAGAAUCGUUUAUUUACCAUUUCAGCGAAAGCGGCUUUUACAGACCAAAACAACACACUCCGUGCACGUCUAGCUCGCCAGGUGUUUAAACCGUCACCCUCAUGAGGGUCGGUCUCCUCUGUGUGCUUGUGAACCCCCACGUACACUCCCAUAGCGAUGCCGGGUAGUAAAACGCGGAAAGGUAGUUGCUCUCCGAUGGAUACGUGCAUGUAGCUUCUGCUGGGCCAAACCUUACUAUUCUGGCUUGUUUUUACUCAGACCCGGGGAGCUUUGCCUGGGUACGGGGUGAGCAAACACCGAGCUAGACCCUCAGGCUUUGACCCACAAUCAUUUAAGCAGUCGUAUAGCAGCAAGAGGAGCGAGAUCCUCCAGAGACCAAAGGAACGUGUCUAUUGUACACGCAUGCUAUGGCCUGUAUUCCCGACUAUGCCGCGUAGCUAGAAGAUAUUAUAUUUUUUGUACUCUAUUCUGUCAGCUGUCGAACGCUGUGUAUGGACAGUCUGUAUCAUUCUGACCGGGAAGGAAAUAAAGCCCUGGUAUGUACAAAGCAUGUGUGCUGGCAAUCCACUGUUCUAACCGGGAGACUGCAGCCUGAGUGAAGUUCAUGGGACUGCCCCCUGCAUUCACCCUGCUGUGCUGUGCUGCUCCCCUUCCACAACCUCGGGGCUUCUUCUUUCUGUGCAUCCCCUCCCAAUGCCCUGGCACCACUAGCGUUAUCCUCUUCUUAAUCCAAUCACAAAAAUAAUGCAUCAAAGCACGGGGAAUAAUGGGAUGGGUGAGGCUCACCAACGCCCAACCCCUGCAGCCACGGGGAACUCGCCAUAUGUGGAUACACCUAUUUGAUUCCAGCAGACAAUCCCUGCUCCCAAAGGGAAGUGAAACAUCACUCCACGGUCCUGCCAAUGUGCCCUUGGGUGGGGAUUUCCUUCCUGACCCACGAUCAGUUUAGCCCUGUGUGCAUCAGUGGGAUUCAACCUACUAAUGACCAAGUGUCCUCUCCUUGCUGAAGACUGAAAAUCGGGGAACACGCUCCUCUGCACCGAGACUAUCUGUGAUGUGUCUUCGGGCAGAGAGGAAGGAGCAGAGGAACUCAUAUGAAACAACAAAUACCUCCAUGCAAACAUCCUUCUAAUAAAGGAGAGAGAGGGACGAUAAAGUACACCUCUACCCCGAUAUAACGUGAACCAAUAUAACACGAAUUCGGAUAUAACGCGGUAAAGCAGCGCUCCGGGGAGGGGUGGGGCUGCGCACUCUGGCGGAUCAAAGCAAGUUCGAUAUAACGCAGUUUCACCUAUAACGCAGUAAGAUUUUUUGGCUCCCGAGGACAGCGUUAUAAUUGGGAUAGAGGUGUAUCAAAACUGGGGCUAACUAGAAGGCUGCUUUCAAAGUUUCCAAGUGGUUUGACAGCUUUUCAUGCCGUGCCGACCCAUCCCCAGCUGCUGGCAUGCGCCGUGCCAAUCCACCACCCCCGUCCUAGCUCUUUGAGUGCUGGUCCAUCUUCCAGCAUGGCUAAUUCUUUGAGUGCAGUUCACCCCCGCACAGUGCCAGGCCUUUGAUUCCCAUCCCAUCAUCUCCAGUGAAUAGUGCCUUCCUUUAGAAAGCGUAACCUACAUAAUUCAGAGUCAUACCAUGGGAGACCAUGGACCAUGCACAUACUGGAUUUAUGAUCCAUCUAGCCCAGUAUCCUGUCUUCUGACAGUGGCCAAUGCCAGGUACCCCAGAGGGAAUGAACAGAACAGGGAAUCAUCAAGUGAUUCAUCCCCUGUCACCCAUUCUCAGCUUCUGGCAAACAGAGGCUAAGGACACCAUCCCUGCCCAUCCUGGCUAAUAGCCAUUGAUGGACCUAUCCUCCAUGAAUUUAUCUAGGGUCUGUGGGACCCGGGCUUGUGGACUCGGUGUUUCUAAGGCUGGGUUUACAAUCACUGAACCUGGGUCUCCCAGCCGUGCUAACGUGUCUAUACUGCACCAUGCAGACCUUCUGACUCAGGUCUGCAGCUCGACCUGCGUCCUCACUGCAGCAUGACCAGCCGUCGACCUGAGUGACAGGUCUAUGAUAGAGCUAUGAAGACCCUGGUUUACAGCGCCGUGGAAGACAAACUUUCCAUGAUGUACGAGCAUCAGUCCCAUUGACAUUCAGUGUUAUUGGUGCUUCUAAGUCACUUGGUCACCUCUGGAACUCUCCCCGCCUACUGCCGUCGGCCUCCUUGGCAACUUGCCUGCAUAAGAACUGAGCCAAGGGACUCGGGACUUGUCCCAAAGUGCAGCUACAUUUUUAAAGAAAAACAAUAUCUCCGGAAUACAGGCUGCAAAGUGAGUUGCUCCAUGAGCCUUUUCUCUCUGGAGGCCUGGGGUCCCCAUUGGUUGGGUCUCAGGGAUGCUAGGGGGCCAUAUUUUGCUCCAUGAUAAUCUAGUAUCUCCCAGGUAACUCCAUCACACUUAUGCCGGAUAUAUUUAGAGAAAUGACAUCAGAUGCGGGGGAGGUGAACUGAGGGGAAAGGGGUCUUGGGAACUGUUUAGAAUUCAACAGGAGAUGAUUUCUUGUUGUUGUCUUGUAGUAACAUCUGACUAGGCCGAAUCCUGAAGUCCUGAUGCACUCUUCACUCCAGUUUUACUCAAAUUCCCAAUAAAACAGAGUAAACAACUGA
Molecule: messenger RNA, 7176 nt
Organism: Malaclemys terrapin pileata
Lineage: Eukaryota; Metazoa; Chordata; Testudines; Emydidae
Gene: MASP1
Product: MBL associated serine protease 1
Exons: 11
Coding region: 291-2483 (730 amino acids)
Biological process (GO): complement activation; zymogen activation
Cellular component (GO): blood microparticle; extracellular region
Molecular function (GO): calcium ion binding; serine-type endopeptidase activity
Source: RefSeq, a predicted model, not a curated record